AUGGAGCCGCCAGCAUCCUCGACGCGCCUCGCUCCAGGGAGCCAUGAGGACUUUAUGAACCUCGCAAUCGAGGAGGCACGCAAGUCCCGCCCGGACCCGGGCAAGUUCCGCGUGGGCGCGGUGCUUGUAGACGAAGACACGGGCGAGGUCUUGUCACGGGGCUACUACCUCGAAUAUCCAGAAGGAUACAACGGCAGUCCCGGCACUGUCCAUGCGGAGCGCGUCUGUAUCAUCAAGGCCGCCGAGCUUUACGGCGUGUCCGAGGCCGAGCUCGGCACGGUCCUGCCGCCCAACUGCGCCAUAUACACGACCAUGGAGCCGUGCGAUGCUCGUCCGAGUGGGGACAAGCCGUGCGUCGAGCGGUUGCUGGAAGUGAAGCAGGCCGUGAGGACCGUGUAUGUGGGCAUCCGCAUGCCGGGCACGUCUGCUGAUGCGGACGAACCUGGAAAACGGAGGCUGGAGGAGUCAGGGGGGAUCAAGGUCUUGUAUCCUCUGCCCGAGUGGGAGGCCAAGCUUGUCAAGAUGGCACAGGGCGAAGAAUGA
Messenger RNA from Pyricularia pennisetigena, 543 nucleotides. RefSeq lists its product as uncharacterized. Bases 1 to 543 code for a protein of 180 amino acids. Gene Ontology annotation, molecular function: diaminohydroxyphosphoribosylaminopyrimidine deaminase activity. Lineage: Eukaryota; Fungi; Ascomycota; Sordariomycetes; Magnaporthales; Pyriculariaceae. The transcript has 2 exons. The record is from RefSeq and is a predicted model, not a curated record.